This is a messenger RNA of Daldinia loculata, 2542 nucleotides long. Its product is annotated as protein serine/threonine phosphatase 2C. NCBI's taxonomy places the organism in Eukaryota, Fungi, Ascomycota, Sordariomycetes, Xylariales, Hypoxylaceae. Gene Ontology annotation, biological process: protein dephosphorylation. The coding region runs from base 244 to 2091 and encodes 615 amino acids. Gene Ontology annotation, molecular function: protein serine/threonine phosphatase activity. The transcript is spliced from 3 exons. The record is from RefSeq and is a predicted model, not a curated record.
AUCCCCUUCCUCUCCCCAUUAUCUUAGGUAUAUCCUUGUAAGGCUUACCUAAUAAUUCACUUACCCAUUCUGUUCUCGGCUACGGGCUACGGGCUACGGGCUACGAGCUCCACUCUAGAGGCCAGCCAUAUUCCGAUAUUCUGUGGCUCGUUUAGCGACUUUGCGACUUAGCGACUUUGCGACUUUGCGACGACGAAACUUCCUCCCAGAUUCAAUUUCACGUCGACGGCAACCCUCUCCCAAAUGCGUCGCGUACCUGUCAGAGCCCUUCGGACGACAUUUCAAUGCACCGUCCGGGGCCUUGCUCGUACUAGUCGCCUGCGGCGUACCGUAUUUUCCCACCAUUCAAGCCAUCUUAAUGCUAGUCUUGGUGUUCGAUCCGCUGCUUCGUCCUCAGCUGCAACGUCAGCUGCAUCUACUUCACCAUCCUAUACACGCCCCAAUUAUGCGGUAAGCGAGCCCUUACGAUCCUCCAUGUAUAUCCGCCGAUUCUCCUUCGCCAUUGUCUCUAGCCUAGUUGGCUACGGCGCCUGGUAUACAUACAAGGGAGGAAAUACCCUAGAGCAGGUUGGGGCUAAAUCAUACGCGACGGCACCAACGCAGUUAACGAAUAGCGCUGCCACAACGCGGAAUGUCCUUGUAGUUGGUGCCGAUGAAUUGCACACCGGAACUUUCGUCGGCGAAGGUCCCAUAGCGAAGAACGUUGACGGUAGUGGAAGAAACGUGCUGGAGAUGCUUACUCCGGACCAAGCAACCGAGAAAUUACGCCAGAACGAGGCCUCGUUUCUAGUCAACCGCGGACAAGGCGUACUACGAUAUGACGUCGUACAAGUUGCGAGCAAUAACCCGAUCGAGGAUGAUCAUGCAGAGAAAAUCGUGGAAGUAGCUUCACGGCAAGGCGAGAACACUGAUAAUAAACCUAUUGAUGACUGGAUGUUUUGGGGUGUUUUUGAUGGCCAUGCUGGUUGGACAACUUCAGCGAAGCUACGACAAACUUUAAUCAGUUUUGUCGCACGGGAGCUGAAUACUACAUACAAGGCCGCUAGAACUCUUGGAGCAGUACCGUCGCCAGAGGCUAUUGACACCGCUAUUAAGCUUGGAUUUACGCGUUUGGAUCACGAAAUCGUGCACGAGAGCGUAGAGAAGGUGUUGAAGUCUAACUCGAAGCGAGUGGCUGCCGAACUACUUGGUCCUGCUUUGUCCGGAUCUUGCGCCCUCUUAUCAUUUUAUGAUAGUAGCACCAAGACUCUACGAGUUGCCUGUACGGGUGACUCGCGGGCUGUCUUAGGCCGUCGUAGUUCCUCUGGAAAGUGGACGGCAACGGCUCUGUCCGAAGACCAGACCGGAAGCAAUCCUAACGAGGUAGCGCGCAUGCGAAAGGCUCAUCCGGGGGAAGAUCGCGUUAUUCACAACGGUCGUGUCCUCGGUGGCCUUGAGCCAACUCGAGCUUUUGGCGAUGCUAGCUAUAAGUGGAGCAAGGAAGUUUCUGAGCGCCUCCGAGCGUCAUUCUUUGGCCGCAGCUCCUCGCCUUAUCUCAAGACCCCUCCUUACGUGACAGCCGAGCCUGUUGUCAGUACAACCAAAAUCCAACCCGAAAAGGGGGAUUUCUUAGUUAUGGCGACGGACGGGCUUUGGGAAAUGCUUACUAACGACGAGGUGGUCGGACUCGUCGGUAAGUGGAUCGAGACACAAGCGACAGAGCAGUCUUCGAAGUCUCAGCUGGGCUCUGUAUGGGCCAAACUUUUCGGCCCCGGUCGAGAUCUUCCCGUAGAAGCCGGCAAGGAGGCAGGACCUGAUGGCCAGAAGACCCCGAUUCGAUUACGACAAUGGGGCAUCUCUCCCGACGAGAAGGAGCGGUUCGUCGUAAAAGACAAGAAUGUCGCUACACAUUUAAUCCGCAAUGCUCUCGGCGGCAGAAACGAGGAGCAGGUAUGCGCGUUACUUACGUUAGUCUCGCCGUUUUCGAGAAGAUACAGGGAUGACCUAACAGUGCAGGUUGUCUUCUUCGGCGAUGGUCCGAAAACUGGUGCGGUGCUCGUUAACGAGGAGGCAUCAAGCGUUCCUCAAUCAGCGAUUAAGGCGAGGCUAUAAAUCUGUUGAGAUGUAGCUUCAUCAUGUACACCACUUUAGCGAAGUUAAAUAUUCCUGGUACAAGUAUAAUGUCGGCUUCACAAGCGUGGGAGCUGCAAGAUAUAUUCUUUCCAUGGUACGGCGUUUAAUGGAUUGCAGAGCAUACCGACUGUCCAUAUCUAGUGGCCUAAGGAUUAUGAGAAGUGGUAUGUCAAUUCUUAUUAGAUAUUGCAUCGACAUAGGUACCUUUGGGUCAAUUGCAUUUAACAUCACAAAAUUUCCAUGGCAUAUAAACCACUUCUAAGGUCUUUCGUCUCCGUGAAGGGUCCUUUUUACUAACCUAGCUGUUAACCUAAUUGCUACAUCCUAAAAUAAUAAGGGUAGAAUGUUAUAUUGGUAAAGAUUCUACUACUCCACUUUUAAGUGGUAGAAAUCUUAUAUAUGCCUUUAUUAUCAUUGCUUUUUUUUAUAC